Gaeumannomyces tritici R3-111a-1 is the source of this 2314-nucleotide messenger RNA. RefSeq lists its product as hypothetical. The record is from RefSeq and is a predicted model, not a curated record. Lineage: Eukaryota; Fungi; Ascomycota; Sordariomycetes; Magnaporthales; Magnaporthaceae. The transcript has a single exon. Bases 344 to 1978 code for a protein of 544 amino acids.
CAAAAACGGACAACGACGACCCCAAACAAAGCAACAGCAUGACAUUUGUAGGAAGAUUCGGAAUCCUGCCGAUGCUUCCGCCGCGCUAUUGUCCAAUGUGUGUCUUGAGACAAGAUGCACGAGCACCGCGCUGGCUGCUGCUUACUGCGACAAACGCUCUGUAUAAAGCACUCUCGCCCACACCCGACUCUAUGUCUGACUCUGUCUUAUUCCAUCCACAGUCAUCAAACCAACAACUCACCCAUCUCCAGACACAUCUCGCACCGAGUUUCACCAGAAAAUCAGACAAUAAGCCUCCAGAACCGGUAAUCGAGACAGUGCCCGCCGCCGAGUCCUUGACGCGAUGCAGCUCGUUUCGUUUGCAGCGUUUCUGCUCGCCGCCGCCCUUCCCGUCAUCGCCAAGAUGAUGCUGGGCGGCGGACUGGGCUCUCAGCUCCCCCUCCUCUCCUCUAGCGUCCGCCGCAGGCUGUCGCAGCGCCGCACCAUGGCAGAGCGCGGUGUCUGCGCGUCGCCUCUGGUGUGUCCCAAGACGCCCGUGAUGCAGGCCACGCCGGCAAUGAGCCAGUCUCCUGCCUUCCGGCCCCAAUCCCCUGCCGUCCGCUUCCGGGAGCCGUUCGGCACUUCGUCCCCAGGCGAUGACGACGAUGUUGAUUAUGCCAGGCCCGACACUCCCUUCCACACGCCUUUUCUGAGGCCCGAAACACCCUCGCUUACCCCAUUUCUGAGGCCGCAGAGCCCUAAAUCCCAGCCGCAGACGAGCUCCAACUCGAAUAUUAACCCAAUCACUCGUGGCAGGCGCGUUAGCUAUUGGGAUAACCCGUACGCGGACCGGAACCCCUCUCACACCGUUGCAGCGGCAGACUCUGGACGGCAGUUAGUGCCGACAAUUACCAUCCUGGAGGUUCGCGAUGGCGUUGUCGUCAAGCGCGAAGUCGAGAAGUCCCUCGAUCAGGACACCUCAGACCACCAAAGGUAUCCGCGAUCUCCAUACCCCGCCAAAUACCCUCAGUCCCCAUUCCUGCCCCAGUACCCCAAGUCGCCGUACCCCUCCAAAUACCCGCAGUCUCCCUACCCGGGCGGCACCACGGACCAGACGGCUUUCCCGCCGGUGCGCGAGAGCAUGCCCACCGACAGCAGCAACUCGCUCGCGGUGACGGGCCGGGGCGCGGACCUGAUCGAGCGGGCGGCGACGUGGGCGGCCGAGCGCGGCGUCGACACCAACGUCGGGCUCGAGGACUUCGAGGAGCGCUCGUACGUGGGCCGCGCCAUCCGCAAGCUGCGGGGCACGAGCCGCCGCGAGAGGCAGGAGAGCGCGCGCGCCCAGGUCGUGCGCGAGGCCCGCAAGAACUGGGCCGCCCGCUCGCUCGACGCCACCCACCACUGGGCCGCCAGGGGCCUCGGCGGCACCCACCACCUGGCCCACCGCGGCCUCGAGGGCGUCGAGGCCGUGGGCCGCGGCGCCGCCGACGGGCUGGACGCGGUCCGCAGGGGCGCCGCUGGCGGUCUCGAGGCGGUCGGGCUGGACUCGGUCGGUGGCGCACUGAGGCCGCGUGGCGACAGCCGGUCCGGCGGCCGCGAGGGAGGAGAGCCCUUCCCGCAUGCCGAGGACGCUGGUUCACCUUCCUCUUCUUCCUCUUCUUCCUCUAGGCAGAGCUCGCCUUCGCCGCGCCGUCGCGUGCUCCACAAGACGGCUCGCGUCCGGGACGCCGACGACGCCGACCUGUCCUGCAUAGUGGCCGAGGUCAUGGCGGUGAGCGCGGUCGAGCCGGAGCAACAGAGCGCCGGCAGGCGUUUCAGCCUGAGCAUGAAGUCCCUGAAAGACCUGGGGCGGCGCACACGCAGCGGCACCGACAGCUCCACUGGUAGCAGCGCCUCGGAUCCCGGCAGCAGGACGCGGAGCGCCAGCGACAGCAGCGGCGAAGAGCGCACCGGCAUUAGCUCGAGGCGCGUCUCUCUGCCGUGGAACAAGGCGAAGUAAGGCAGCAAGGUUCUGCUGGGGUCACAGCGGCCCUAUCACCUUUUUUUAAUUCGCCGGGUGGCGUACAUCUUGUGUGAUUUGGCCAGCGUCAAGUUACCGAGCGAGGCGAAAGCCAUCAUUCUCCGAUUGCAUGUGAACUCAAUAUCUUUUGCACAAACUUUUUCAGGGGCGCAGGGGCGUUAGGUUAGGGUGUAUCGCGGAUACCCACCGGUCGUUCUUUGUGUUUUGUUUCCUGGCGUCUUUCCUUUGUUCCAUUUGUAUCGCAUUGCGUUGGUGGCGGCGUCCCUACAUGUGUUUACGUAUCAUUAGUUUUCAAAUCAUCACUCUUCAAGCGCC